AAUAAUGUACGGUAUGUGGAAAAAAAAUUUUUUUUUUAACCUUAAACUUUAUAAACACUGCAUUACACCAAGUACGCCAAAUAAUGUUAUUUUUAGCAUUGUCAUAUGACCCCUUUAAGAAUGUUUUGAUAUUUGUACUGAAAAUCAAGACUUUUUAUUCUAAGUAAGAACAUGAUGUGUGAUGUGUGCCGUAUGUUAUCAGGACGUGCUGGAGGUUCGUUUUCUACUGGAGAAGCUUCAUAAGGAAGAGCUGAAGCGUCUGCAGAAGCGGCUCUUGGUCAGGCAUGAACACGCAUCUGCGCAGGCACAGAGGCAGCAGGCGCUGCGGCGGCGCUUUGAGCUGCACAAGAUCUUCGGUGAGGAGCUGGAGGAGGCCGUCCGAACCGGAGAGCUGGAGAAAAGCACCGCCGACAAACUCCUGCUGCAGUACUACAGCCAUCAGGAUGCUCUGGAGGAGGUGCUUGAUGUCCUUCUGGCCAAUCAGAGAGCACUGCUGGCCGAGCAACAUGCGCAGCGCUGCUUCCUGCUGCAGAGUUUCCAGAGUCUUCAGGCCGUGACGAGUGAGGCAUUCAGCAGCAGCGCACGACGCAUCAGAGACGCACAAGCUCACGGGUACAUCUGACACUCUACAUACUACAUUACACACUAC
Messenger RNA from Sinocyclocheilus grahami, 649 nucleotides. Its product is annotated as limbin. Gene Ontology annotation, cellular component: plasma membrane protein complex; ciliary membrane. Bases 182 to 622 code for a protein of 146 amino acids. Lineage: Eukaryota; Metazoa; Chordata; Actinopteri; Cypriniformes; Cyprinidae. The transcript is spliced from 2 exons. Gene Ontology annotation, biological process: smoothened signaling pathway. The record is from RefSeq and is a predicted model, not a curated record.